Cordyceps fumosorosea ARSEF 2679 is the source of this 1248-nucleotide messenger RNA. RefSeq lists its product as hypothetical. Bases 1 to 1248 code for a protein of 415 amino acids. The record is from RefSeq and is a predicted model, not a curated record. The transcript has 2 exons. NCBI's taxonomy places the organism in Eukaryota, Fungi, Ascomycota, Sordariomycetes, Hypocreales, Cordycipitaceae.
AUGCAGACUGCGACAAAGACCUCGGAUGCCCCCCGGGGUGAGACUACGCAGCCGGCACAGUUGGUGGAAAGAGACGCCAAGUAUGUCACAGCCAACCUCGGACCGCUGGCGUCAGAUUUCACACCACCCAAGGACUGCGGAUACCUGUCCGUAAUGAACGACAGCCUCACAGAUUCGUCUUCCACCAGCUACGUGAACCUUGGCUGGGGCGUUCAGUGCGACUCCGGCGGUGGCAACUGGUGGCAGAUCAAGUCCAGUUGCUAUCCUUCUCGGUAUGGGACGGCGUGGGAGGCCCUGAAAGGGGCGACGGCCGAAAACCUCGCCAUCUACCCGCUGUUCUCACCGGCGUCCAUCUGCCCGACGGGAUUCCACGCAGCCUGCAAUUUUGGUACCUCGCCCGUCCCGGUGGGCGCCCAAAAGAGGGCUGCGACCACGACCGCUACCGCUGCCACGAGGGACUUUGUGAGGCUGAUAAACAGUAUUCUGGACUCGACACAAUCAGCGGUCGGCUGCUGUCCGACUGGCUUUCGCUGUUUGAAUGAUUCUCCGUACAUCUGUCUCUCGUCGGCGACCACCUCCUCCGUUUAUGCGUACGAUAACGGGUGUCCGGCAAAUCCCACCGUGGCUACCUGGAAGAACGUGGCGGGGCCUGGCCGCGAGGUUUGGGCGAGAGCUGCGCUCCUACUUCUAGUCCGAGACGAUACACAGUCUCAGACCAAUACCGGCCCAAGCGCGUCUGUGAGCGGCACCACCUCCGGCAGCGAGGCGACGCCCCAUGUCGGCGGCGGCGGCGCUGGCGGCGGUGACCAAGUCUCCGGCGGCGACGGCGGCCUCUCCACCGGGGCCAAGGCGGCCAUCGGGGCCAGCGUGCCCCUCGCCGCCAUCGUCGCCGGCCUCGCGCUCUUCUUCUUCUUCCGUCGUCGCUCGCGUCGCCGUGACGAGUCGUCGUCCGGGGCCGUCCAGCCCACCGACUCCUCCGCCAAGGAGGAGGCAGCGGCGGGCACAGGCGCAGCCGCGACCGCCGACUACGAUCCCCGCCAGUCCGACAAGUUCUCGCAGCCGGCGUCGUCGUUCGGAUUGCCGGUGCCGGAUCGCGCCGAAACGGUAAGCCCCGACGCAAGCGUGAGCCGCGUAUCGGAGCUGUACGGGUCGACAGCGCAGCAGGCGCGCUUACACGAGGACAUAAUGGAGUUGCCCGGCGAGCUCAACGCGCCGGUGGCGAGGAGGCCUAUUCCUGAGGCGCCGUAA